Molecule: messenger RNA, 734 nt
Organism: Moneuplotes crassus
Lineage: Eukaryota; Ciliophora; Spirotrichea; Euplotida; Euplotidae
Source: the annotation of a GenBank genome assembly
AGCUCCGUACUAUUUCCCGUUAGUUCUUGAAAACCUUGGCAAAACAGAGAUCUCCUCCAUGUUCGAACUCGCAACCGAUACUGUUAUUGUAUGUGGAACAAUGACUGGAGAUUACAACACCUUCUCAACUGAUACUUUUGCAUUGAAAAUGAAUUACCUUGGAGAAAUUCAGGCAAUGAAAUUCUACAGAACAGCCGUUGACAAUCCAACUGAAGUUAACUGCAACAAAGGGUUGUCUGGAUUCUUCCUGUUUCUGAAAUCGUCUACAAAUCUAAUUGUAACUCAAAUGGACAGCAACUUGGACGUAACGUACUCUUCAAGUACCCCAGUGGCUUCAACAUUUCUGAUGGCACACACCUCUUCAACUGAUAAACAUGCUGUGUACUUCUCAGAGACUAAUGGAGAUGUGUAUAUGCUCUGCAUGAAUGGGAUUGCAGAUACUGCUCCAAGUAGUCUAAAAUUCAAAAACAAUGGGUAUCCCUUUACCCAUUCAUCAAACGUGCUUGAGACAGGAGGUUAUCAUGUUGGUUUUAUGUCUGAUGGAAAUCGAGGUAAGUCAGACAUCUAUUAUUAACUGAUUUCGUGUAAUAUGAAUGGGUUUGGAUCAAGUAACAACUCAGAUAUAAUUUUCAAAAAUCUCUGUGAAUGAACUCGAUCAGGCAGUAAAAGUUGGGCAGAGGGAAAUGGAGUUUCCUUAGUAUAAUUCCAUUUUGACGAGGAAGCCAUAUUCGAGU